This is a messenger RNA of Mus caroli (Ryukyu mouse), 506 nucleotides long. The record is from RefSeq and is a predicted model, not a curated record. Lineage: Eukaryota; Metazoa; Chordata; Mammalia; Rodentia; Muridae.
AUGUUAGAAUCCUUGACUUUUAUUGUGUUAGACUUGGGAGGCCUGGUGUUGACUGUUACUGCCAACAUGAAAGUGGUGCGGCUGUCUUGCAGCUCCAAUUCCUCAUCAAUGAGGGCGCUUUGGUCAGUGCGAGUUCAGAUGACACGCUUCAUUUGUGGAAUCUGAGACAGAAAAGGCCGGCCAUUCUCCAUUCUCUUAAAUUUAACAGAGAACGAAUUACUUACUGUCAUCUACCUUUCCAGAGUAAAUGGCUCUAUGUUGGAACAGAAAGAGGAAAUACACAUAUUGUAAAUAUUGAAUCUUUCAUUCUUUCUGGAUAUGUCAUCAUGUGGAACAAGGCAAUUGAACUCUCCACCAAGACUCAUCCAGGCCCAGUUGUACAUUUAAGUGAUAGCCCACGAGAUGAAGGAAAAGUAAGUAUGCUCUCUUAUUCUCACUUUUGUUUUGCCCGCUUUUAGAAAAAGUUAUUUUAUACUAUUUCUUGAGAUUUGAAAUCCCAGUUAGUU